AUGCCGGCACAAAUCAACGGAUCCGUAACGGGCGCCCUACCCAUCCAUAUCGCGACCGACCAAGCAAACGGCUUCCAUAAGCAGCAUAAGCACUCGCGAUCCUCUUAUUCAGAAUCUUCCCCUCUGGCAAAUUCGAGGAACAAUUCUUUGACCUUUCGCCCUACCAAGCGGUUCAUGUCUGCCCCGAAGACGAUCGCCGUUAUAAACGCCAGUGGCCGCCAAGCUGCGUCUCUGAUUCGCGUGGCGACUGCUGUCGGCUACCAUGUUCGCGCACAGCUCAGGAACCUCGAAGGAGUCGUCGCCACGGAGGUGUCCACCAAUCCCAACGUCACCGUCUUCGUCGGCGAACUCUAUACAAGACACCAGCCUACCAAGGAGAACAAGGAUGUAACCCAGAAUGGCCCAAUGCCGGGUGUGGGCGUCAACCAUGAGCUGAUUGAAAACCUGUUCCGCGGCGCACAGCUUGCUUUUAUCAAUACCACAUUUUACGGCGACGAACUGCAGAUUGGCAAGGCCCUGGCCGAUGCAGCCAAGCGGGCCAAUAUCCAACACUACAUCUACUCGUCCAUGCCCGACCACUCAGCAUACAACCCCGAGUGGCCGUCGUUGCCUCUGUGGGCGGCCAAGCACAAAGUCGAGGAGUAUGUGAGAGAACUGGGACUGCCCGCCACCUUUGUCUACACCGGAAUCUACAACAACAACUUCACUUCGCUACUAUACCCCUUAUUCUGCAUGGAGCUGCAACCGGACGGUUCUUUCACUUGGCAGGCGCCCUUCCACGAAGAUGUCAAGCUCCCCUGGUUGGAUGCCGAACACGACGUUGGGCCUGCUGUUAUUCAGCUUUUCAAAGACGGCGUCUCCAAGUGGGCAGGAGAGCGUAUCGCCUUGGCAUACGAAUACCUCACUCCGAUUGAAGCUUGCCAGCUGUUUGCUCGCGGAGUCGGCCGCCCCGUGCGCUACAUAAGAGGGCCCAUUGAGAUCAAAGUUCGCAUACCCACAGGCUAUCGAGAACAGCUGGAAGCUCUGGAGAAGCUCUUUGAUUAUACCGAAAAGGACCCUUCGAAGCAGCCUCCGUACUUCGGCGACCCAAAGCUGGAAGCCAGCUGCCCCCGGGAAGCGCUGGAGCUGUGGGAGGGCCCUCGCGGAUUAGAAGAAUACGCAAGAGAAAUGUUCCCGCUGGAAGAAGAAGCAAACGGCCUCACGUGGAUGUUUGAGGAAGAGGAUGACCAAGAAGCCCGGAUCCAGGCCACGACAACCUCUGUGGAGAAUUUGAGAAUCCAGGAUGAUGUUGAUGACGACUCAUCCGACGAUGAUGAGGACGAGGGGCUUGUCAUGCGCGGCCUGAAGCGAGCCGAGGAGAGUUGGCUCGCAUGA
This is a messenger RNA of Trichoderma citrinoviride, 1374 nucleotides long. Its product is annotated as NmrA-domain-containing protein. The record is from RefSeq and is a predicted model, not a curated record. The transcript has a single exon. Lineage: Eukaryota; Fungi; Ascomycota; Sordariomycetes; Hypocreales; Hypocreaceae. Bases 1 to 1374 code for a protein of 457 amino acids.